AUGGGAAGCCGAGCACGUAUGUUAGUCAAACUGUGUGAACAGGAUUCUGGUAGUAUUGAGGACCAAUCUUCUUCCAAUAGCUUUAAUUCUGCCAGUGUAAAUGAGAUACAUACUGCAGACCAAACAGCAUUAACUGUGACGGAAAAUAUUAUAUCUUCCCUAAAUAAUACAAAUUCGCGACCAAUCCUAGCUAACGACGAAAAUGGUAGUGAAGGCGAAACUAAAGACUUUUCUGCAGAAGAUAGUGGUGACGAAUAUAAACCAGAGCAAUCUGUAAAACGUGGCCGUAUAAAUUCAACAUCAUCUACCUCAUCGACGAGCUCCUCGUGUUCUACUUCAUCGUCCAGUUCGUCUGAUUCUACUUCUAGCUCAACAUCGACAUCGACUACUCAUGAUUCGGUCAGAAAUUCCAAUUUAAUGGAUGCCAGCCAAGAAGUAGCGCUACCUGCCGAGACUACUGUACCCAAGAAAGGAAAAAAGAGAGUUCGGAAUGAAUCUGCGUGGAUAAAGAAUGUACGAAAACAAUACUGA
Molecule: messenger RNA, 531 nt
Organism: Pieris macdunnoughi
Lineage: Eukaryota; Metazoa; Arthropoda; Insecta; Lepidoptera; Pieridae
Source: the annotation of a GenBank genome assembly